CUCGUUAUUGUCUGUACUCUGUAGUGAGGUAUGUAUAAUAAAAUGUUAAAAGUAAAUGUAUUUUUCAAAAAUAAAGUGGUAUUAUACGUAAAAAAAGAAGCUGCGGUCUCUCCCUAUCUCAAGGUUCGAGUUUUCUGCAGUCAUCAAGUGCGGCUGCGUAUUUUCAAUAGGUAAGAUUUGUAAUCAUGAAAUCUUCGCUGCGUACGUUUGCUCGUCGAUGGAAAAAGCGCUGCAACGGUCCAGAGAGGAAGCAGGAGAGGCGUCGCGGGAAGAAGGUCGGCGGCAGUCAAAAGCCCUUAGUUCGAAAAUUGGUGAAGCACCGGACGAACUGGCGACCGAUGAUGAAGAAGAGGUGGCCGAGUCGGAGGAAAACCACUUUGGUGCGUCAACAAUAAUAGUGAGAAAAAUGCUAAAGGUACCCCAAUUGGUACCCCAAUUUGUACCCUCACCCUAUUUUUGUGGCUCACAAAAGCACCUCAUUAAAGUGGGGCAAUUCAUUUAUUUAUGUGGGCUUUUGUGAGUCACAAAAAUAGGUUGGGGUACAAAUUGGGGUACCAAUUGGGGAACCUAUAGCAAGGCUGAUAAUAGUGAUGGUCCGAUCUCCUCCUGAACUAUCGCGACAUCGCCAAUGAUUGAAUGGGGUACUAGGGUUCAAGAAAUUUAUUUUGAAAGGCACCUUAAUUUUGCUUGCUUGACGUUUUUUAUUUUUCGUUUUGUUUUGGAUCUGUACUUUGCUUUGGUUGUGUUGUGUUUUUCCAGCAAAAAAACUUUAGAACUUAGGACAGGAGACGAGAAGUCUGAUUAGCAAGUCAUUGGCUCAGGUAAGCCCAAAGCGGGAUCAACGAAUUAUAUUGUUUCUACGGAGGUGGUCAAUUCCAAGUCUGAUUCUAGGGCGGAUGGUAGACAGAAGACUUAUUGUAGUUUUGUAACCUGCUUUCGUUCUGUUAUGAUAAGCCAAACCAGUUUUGUAAAAAAAGUGGUAUAUAUUUUUUUGGCAAAAUAUAACUUAAUUUAUAUUAAAGACAAUGUAUAGAUACAAAGCCGCCAAACAAAACGCUACGCCGGGAUGAGACAUAGGGCGUGUUUGGC
This is a messenger RNA of Cuscuta epithymum, 1089 nucleotides long. The record is from the annotation of a GenBank genome assembly. Lineage: Eukaryota; Viridiplantae; Streptophyta; Magnoliopsida; Solanales; Convolvulaceae.